AACACCAGGCGUAGCCUCCGUAAGGUGUGAAGCUCCAUUUUCCGGGCCGUACCUGAAUGAAGCACGCGCCCAUUCCCAUGCAUGGACAUACGUGUCAUUUAACAGAUGUGUGUAGUUUUCGGACAAACCAAAGUGUCGUUGGACUGUUGUUACCGUCUGUGACUGAUCAUGAGGAGACCUCCUGACCGGAUCAAUCAUCACCGGACUCUCCGCCGCUGAAACUCCGAGGGCCGAGGUUCGUGUGGUCCAUUCGGCUCUGUCACCAGUUCAUUCUUCACAGCGGUGAGUCCUUCCUGUCUGCAGGCCGCUCACGGAGCUAAGCGUGUGUUUGGUGUUGAGUACACACAGUCAGACGGGAAGCUGUCUGGGGGUUCGUGACUACCCCGCAGCCCUGGACAGUGGAGCAGGCGGGCCGGUGGUGGGCCCGUCGGUCCGGUCCGGCCCGUUUCCAGACCUGUGCCUUUGCAGGGUUCCCCGGAGAUGGAGCCCCCAUCCCACCCGGGCUAUGUGUCGGUUAACUUUCCGGGACCGGGCGGUGGAAGUUACAACAACAACAAGCACUGGAGGAGGCAGUCCUGCUGGAGGAAAUGGAAGCAGCUGUCCCGAUUACAGCGAAGCCUCAUCCUCUUCAUCCUCGCGCUCCUCUUCAUAUGUGGAAUAGCCUCGUUUCCUACUUUUACUGAACACCUCAGAGGCCUUACAGAGGACCGAGCCACAAACCCCAGAGCUGCAGGAGCCGAGCUGCCCUUUAAGCCUGCGCAUCACCCACCUCCAGUGCUGCAGCUGAGGAAAAUUCCCAACAAGCGAGGCCCUCCUGUUCUCCAGAACCGUUCUCAGAGGAAGGGAAACGCAUCCGAGACCGUCUCUGAGGACACGGCAGCUGAUAAGGACAGGCCAGAGGGGGGGGUCAUCAGCUGGCAUGGCGCCGUUAUCGACACUGAGCUGGACACGGACAACACGAAGGUCGGACAAAACAAGGAGGACUCGCUCUCCAACCAGGAAGCUAAGCUCUCCAGAGGCUCCGGAGCCCGACUGGAAGCCGUUCGAGAAGCCUUCAGACAUGCGUGGAAAGGUUACAAAGACUACGCUUGGGGUCACGAUGAGCUGCGGCCCCUCGCCAAGUCCUACAGCGAGUGGUUCGGUCUGGGGCUGACGCUCAUCGACGCCCUGGAUACCAUGUGGAUUCUGGGGCUUAAGGACGAAUUUGAAGAAGCAAAGGCCUGGGUGGCCACAGAGCUGACGUUCAACAAGAACGUGGAUGUCAACCUGUUUGAAAGCACCAUCCGCAUCCUGGGGGGCCUGCUGAGUACCUACCACCUGACUGGAGACGCUCUGUUCCUGGACAAAGCAAAAGACAUCGGCUCCAGACUGAUGCCAGCCUUCAACACUCCCUCCAAGAUCCCCUACUCUGACGUAAACAUAGGCAAAGGCACAGCACACCCCCCCCGGUGGACGUCAGACAGCACUGUUGCUGAGGUCACCAGCAUCCAGCUGGAGUUCAGGGAACUCUCCCGCCUCACCCAGGACCCUCAGUACCAGAAUGCAGUGGAUGAAGUGAUGAAGCAGGUCAACAAGCUGAAUGGAAAGCUGGACGGCCUGGUGCCCAUGUUCAUCAACACAAACACCGGACAGUUCACUCAUCAGGGCAUCUACACUCUGGGGGCCAGAGCAGACAGCUACUACGAGUACCUGCUGAAGCAGUGGAUCCAGGGAGGCAAGAAGGAGCACCAAUUCCUGGAGGAUUAUCUGCAGGCCAUAGAAGGAGUGAAGAAGAACCUGCUGCAGAAAUCUUCACCCAAAGGCUUGACCUUCGUUGGAGAGCUUUCCCACGGCCAGUUCAGUCCGAAAAUGGAUCAUCUGGUGUGCUUCCUGCCCGGCACUCUGGCCCUCGGCGCUCACAACGGCCUUCCUCCUGAACACAUGGAUUUGGCCAAACAGCUGAUGGAGACCUGCUACCAGAUGUACGCCCAAAUGGAAACGGGCCUCAGUCCAGAGAUCGUUUACUUCAACAUGCACCAGGGCAGCACCAGAGACAUCGAUGUGAAGCUGGCAGACAGACACAACCUGCUGCGGCCAGAGACGGUGGAGAGUCUCUUCUACCUUUACAGGCUCACCAAGGAGCAGAAGUACCAGGACUGGGGCUGGGAGAUCCUCCAGAGCUUCAACAAAUACACUAAGGUUUCCUCUGGGGGCUACACCUCCAUCAACAACGUGCGCGACCCUGAGUAUCCCAGCCCCAGAGACAAGAUGGAGAGCUUCUUCCUGGGAGAGACGCUGAAGUAUUUGUACCUGCUCUUCUCAGACAACAGCAGCCUCAUCAGCCUGGACCAAUACGUCUUCAACACGGAAGCACACCCCCUCCCUGUGUGGCCCUCCUCUGAGUGACCCCACUGACCCGUCACCCUGACCUUUGCCCUUCUGCAAAAACCUUAUUUAUUUAUCUGAAGCUUGUUUUUUUCAAAGAAGGAAUAAGGAGUGAUGAUGCUCUGAUGAUUUUCUUCCUGAGCAGACUGUUUUCUGUCAGAACAGGUUGUUGAAGCUUUUUUGAUUUAGUUGAAGCUGUAAACUGAACCAUCACUUAUGAAGUGAAGCCAUUCUGACCGUCAGACUUUGAGCACCCGGCUCAGACGGGAGGAGACCAGAGGAUCUCCUCGUCAUGGUGGAAAAUGGCCAAACUGGGUGUUUGUUUUUGUACUCAAAUGUAUUUUCAGAAGCACUAAUUAUUAAUCUGUGAAGCCAUCAGGAGCUGUAAAGUUGCUGGAGAAAGCUGAAGGUUUGUCUGAACGUUCGAGAGCUUCUGGACUGAAGAGAAGUUUGCCGUUUCCUGAACAGUUUUUGGGGGGUGGACUUGUGUCGUGACCGUGGUGACACGUCUAACAGAACUGAUGUGAAGCUUUCUUCAACAUCUACUGCCAUCUCUGGAGACUCAAACACUGUGAAGAAGCUGGUUUUCCACAUUUUUACUGCCACUUUUGACUAACGGAUUUCUAAAGUCACAUGAAAAGCCUUUAUCUGCUGGAACUGGAAGGAGGACAGUCCAUAUCUCCAACUGAAUCCUUGGAUUUAGUCGCAGGAACGGAAGGAGCUGAUAUGCAUUUCAACCUGCAGAAGUGAUGCUGGUCCUUCUGCUGUUUUUAAAGCUGUAGUUGUAGGUGGUGGUAACCUGAGCCACUUCUUCAAAGUGCCUCUGCAGUUCUGAUGCGCCUCAGGCCUGUGCAUCAUGCAGAAAAUGCUGGGUCAGCAUUUUAAACUCUUAAAACACCUCUGUUACCUUACUGUAAGAGCAACGCAUGGGGAGGGGUCCUCCUGUCCCGGGGUCAGGGUUAACUUUUCAACCGUUUACACGAUCAAUAUAAUUAUUGUGUUAACGGUUGAAGUUACUAUGUUAAAGAUUUUGUGUUUAAGCGUCACCGGCGACACCUCGGGUGUUAAAGGGUUAAUGCCGCUCUUUUGUUUGUUUUCCAGACUUCUGUCUGUCUAGUUCCUGAUGACCAAUGUUUUUGUACUUCUGUAUUUUCGGUGGAGGGUUGUUUUGAAGGAGAAAGACUAAUAUAUACAAUAAUAUAUCCUCAGCAUCAGAGCGAGCUCUCCUCUUCGUGAUUGAAGGAACAAAUGAUUGUACGGCGUGUUUCCGUCUCGUGUGCCUUCAGACGGCGAGCGCUGGGUGUGAGCUGAGGUUACACGGUGGUGGCGGGUUCCUGAUGUCUUCAGUGCUGCAUCUAAGGGCUCUGACUCCUGACGUCUGUCUUUAACUCUUGGGCUAAAAAAAGUGUAUUUUCCUCCAUUGACUUCAAAGAGAAGCCAUUCCUGUGACGCUGACACUUGAAAAGCCUAAUGUAAACCAUGUGAUGUGAAAUCUUCUUAAAGGGAUUCUUCUAACAGGCCGCUGUGAAGCACACACACCUCUGUCCUGCUGAAGUGAAAGAUGACGUCUGCUUGGACUCAUCAAAUCCCACAAACUGUAAGAAAUGUGAGCUCAGCUGUUUAUUUUAGGAGGGAGGAGCUUCUUUCAUGUCCUUUCUUCCAUAGAAAAGUACUGUUGAUGUGGGAGUGGCUCUCAUCUCAGAGACAAAAACCCAUUUAUAUAGUUUGAGAAAUCAUUUUUAUUGAUUACAUUUGUGUCUGAGUCAAUAAAUGAGAAGAUGUC
Molecule: messenger RNA, 4147 nt
Organism: Oryzias melastigma (Indian medaka)
Lineage: Eukaryota; Metazoa; Chordata; Actinopteri; Beloniformes; Adrianichthyidae
Gene: man1b1b
Product: mannosidase, alpha, class 1B, member 1b
Exons: 15
Coding region: 481-2385 (634 amino acids)
Biological process (GO): N-glycan processing; carbohydrate metabolic process
Cellular component (GO): membrane; endoplasmic reticulum
Molecular function (GO): mannosyl-oligosaccharide 1,2-alpha-mannosidase activity; calcium ion binding
Source: RefSeq, a predicted model, not a curated record